AUGUCUCGAGACUCGUUGUCAUUACCUCCCGAACUCAUUCACCAUAUAUUGAGUUUUGUUUGGGACGUAUCGUGCGUUAAAGACCGCCAUUCACUUUCAUUUUGUUGGCGUUUACGAUGUGUAUCACGAGAUUUGUGUGAAUAUGUGAAAUCUCAAGUGAAAAAAUUAACAGUUGUUUCUUGCAUUCGGAAAUUAUCAACACACAGUUUGGAAUUCAAAAAUAAUGAAUUACUGAGAGACCGUGUCAAAAUUGAGCAGCUACAGAACAUUUCGAAUCACAUUAUUUCAAUUAUUAAUUGUUUUCCGAAUUUAGAAGUUUUAAAUCUCGAUGAUUUGCACACUCUCACGAAUGAAAAUUUGGAAAUCAUUAUAAAUGGCCUUGAAAAUUUGAAACAAAUAUCACUAUGUGGAUGUCCAUUCAUUACUCGAUUUUCUUGUAGAAAUACAUCAAUUUUUUCAAAAUUUAUGAAUAUUACAAUUGAUCCAAGUCUUGAAUUAAGAUGUUCUCUUUUACAAAUGAUUCGAUCAGCGCAUACAGUUACCUCAUAUUCGAUCAGCAACAAGACUUGUGAUGAUUCAGUAUCCACAACUAGUGAGAGUAAUAUUCCACAACAAUUUCCAAUUUUGAAAACCAAAGUUGGUCUAUUUCAAGGCCUUGCCCCUGCUAUUCGACCAAUUGUUUCCACAACUUGCUAUGAAUUUGGACCAUUAGUUAUUCAAGUGAUGGACACCAUGCCAAUCCUUAUUAGAAAUUCGGAAAAUGAAAUGUGUUACAAGUUGUUUGUGGCUCCUCAUGACACGGCAGAAGAUGUUAAAAUCAUGUUCCAAGCAUUGACAGGAAUUCCGUGUGAUUCUCAACGAUUGGAAUUUUCUGGAAGAGAAUUGCAGAAUAAUCGCAUGCUCUACGAAUGCAGUAUUUGCAAAUUAUGUACCAUGGAUGUGAUAGUGAGCAAACCAACCACAUCAUUAGAAAAGGAAUGA
This is a messenger RNA of Naegleria fowleri, 981 nucleotides long. RefSeq lists its product as uncharacterized. Gene Ontology annotation, molecular function: protein binding. The coding region runs from base 1 to 981 and encodes 326 amino acids. The record is from RefSeq and is a predicted model, not a curated record. Lineage: Eukaryota; Heterolobosea; Eutetramitea; Acrasida; Naegleriidae. The transcript has a single exon.